Fusarium fujikuroi IMI 58289 is the source of this 735-nucleotide messenger RNA. RefSeq lists its product as uncharacterized. The transcript has a single exon. The record is from RefSeq and is a predicted model, not a curated record. Lineage: Eukaryota; Fungi; Ascomycota; Sordariomycetes; Hypocreales; Nectriaceae. The coding region runs from base 1 to 735 and encodes 244 amino acids.
AUGAAGUUCACGGCGGCAGUCGUCGCUCUCAACCUCCCCUCUCUGGGCCUGGCUUCAGUUUACAAUACCUGGAAAUUUAACAAGUUUUCUUCUGCUGGGAUCGAUGACAUUACCUUCCCUAUGAAAAUGCAAGGAACCCCCCGAGAAGAAGGUCUCUAUUUUGCCCAGCAGUUUGGCUGGAAAGGGAUCAAUGACAUCGGAUACAUCGGCCUCCAGCCUCGGCCUGACAAAAAUGGCAAACAGGUCAUUCAUGCCGCCUUCUCCUCGUUCCAGAAAGGAACCACAUCCACGCACAAGCACUGCACGGCGGGCGCUGACGGCGGCGCCGGACUCAGCUGUGCAAUCGACAUUUUCGGCGACUAUUCUCACCUCUACCACCUUACCGUGAAACAUAUUGGCGGUACAAGGUGGAGAGGUGUCCUUACCGAUACAGUCACUGGAACGUCCAAUGUCAUCGGCGAGUACACGCUUCCGUCUUCAGCACGAAAGAUGACGAAUGGACAAGACGGUUUCUUUGAGUACUAUGAGUGGAAUACCGAUGGGAUAAAACACCACAACUGCCGCUCGCAGCCCUUCGGUCAAGUCUUCAUCGGCGACCCUACCACCAAGACAUCAGGAGCUAGUGGUGGUAAAAUCACUAGGAUCUAUCAAGACGGCGAAUGUGUCAACAAGCUCAACUUGAAGGCCACCAGGUUCGCCCACAGUUAUCAGAUCCAGGCUGGUUUCAAACAGUAG